UGUCGCGGAAGUCUCGCGACAGUAGAUGACGCGCUGCCCUUCGCAGUGAGGUACCUGCGGGGCCCGCCGUACGGGGUCCGGGUUGAGCCGCCAUGGCAAAGAGGCUUCUCAGUCUAUACACGGACAUUCCGGACGGCACCGACUGCCACCGCAAGGCCUACGCUAGCACCACUAUCGGCGGCACCGUCGGCCUAGUCUCCUCCACCUACAGCCUCGUACACAGGCCCCCAAGCUCUGUCUUCGAAGGAGUGGCCAGGGCUGGACGGUACACAUUCACUGCAGCCGCCAUCGGGGCCGUGUUUGGCCUGACCUCCUGCAUUAGUGCCCAAGUCCGAGAGAAGCCUGAUGACCCCCUGAACUACUUCCUUGGAGGCUGCGCAGGGGGCCUGACGCUGGGAGCACGCAUGCACAACUACGGGAUUGCUGCUGGCGGCUGCGUGUACAUGGGCGCAGUGGCCGCCCUUGUCAAGAUGGGCCAGCUGGAGGGAUGGGAGGUGUUUGCAAGCCCCAAGGUGUAGCCCUGCUGCCUCCCGGAACCAAGACCAACCUGGAAAUAAACUGUGCGUGUGCGUGA
Messenger RNA from Octodon degus (degu), 574 nucleotides. It is a transcript of the gene Ndufa11, whose product is annotated as NADH:ubiquinone oxidoreductase subunit A11. The transcript is spliced from 4 exons. Gene Ontology annotation, biological process: mitochondrial respiratory chain complex I assembly. The record is from RefSeq and is a predicted model, not a curated record. Lineage: Eukaryota; Metazoa; Chordata; Mammalia; Rodentia; Octodontidae. The coding region runs from base 93 to 518 and encodes 141 amino acids.